UGCUGCUGGACCCGGGCGGACUCAUGAUGGCUCUUAUGGUUCACCUGAAGACAGCGGCUCACCUGAAGGGGAAGAGUGACCGCGUCGCCAAAGUCACGUUCAGAGGCCUGUCGUUCACCAGCCGUGUGGUGGAGAGCUGCGAGGAUGUGGCCCCGUUUAAUGAGGUUUUCCGGUGGCCCAUUGCCAGUCAGCUGGACGAAAACGAGAUGCUGGAGAUCCAAGUCUACAAUUACAGCAAAGUCUUUUCCAACCGACUUGUGGGGACCUUCAGCAUGGUUCUGCAGAAAGUGGCCCACGAGGGACAUCUGCAGCUCACAGACACACUGAUAGACGACAACAAUACUUCUAUAAAGACCAGUGUGACCGUGGAGAUCCGGUACCAGCCCAUGGAGGGCACCGUGGGCUCCUGGAGCGAGGGGGAGUUCCUGGAGGUCCCUGAAGACAGAGACGGGGUCUUCACCUUUGAGACAGACAGCCUCCUGUCCAGCCACGGCUCAGGCACCUCCCCCGGCCGCUCCCUGCACGGAUCUAUACCCACCUUCAGGAAAGCGGGCAAAGGAGUGUUCUCAGCCAUGAAACUCGGCAAGAUCAGGAGCCCCCGAGAAGACCACAGGAGAGGUGACGAGCCCGCGGUGUUGGACAUGACGGACGACUUGGACAGGAAGGCCGUGAGGAUCGCCGGGAGCCUGGAGCCGGACACCGUCUCUCUGGCAUCGGUCACCGCGGUAACCACCAACGUCUCCAACAAGAGGUCAAAGCCCGAUAUCAAGAUGGAACCAGGCUCAGGUCGACCGCUGGACUACCAGAUCAGCAUCACGAUCAUCGAAGCCCGGCAGCUGAUCGGCCUGAACAUGGACCCCGUGGUGUGCGUGGAGAUCGGCGACGAGAAGAAGUACACGUCCAUGAAGGAGUCCACCAACUGCCCCUACUACAACGAGUAUUUUGUGUUCGAUUUCCACGUCCCGCCCGAUGUGAUGUUCGACAAGAUCAUCAAACUCUCGGUGAUUCACUCCAAGAACCUCCUCCGCAGUGGGACCCUGGUGGGCUCCUUCAAGAUGGACGUGGGGACGGUUUACUCCCAGCCUGAGCACCAGUUCUACCACAAGUGGGCGAUGUUGUCAGACCCGGACGACAUCACGGCGGGGUGUAAAGGGUACCUGAAGUGUGACAUCGCCGUGGUGGGCAAAGGAGACAACAUCAAGACCCCGCACAAGGCCAACGAGACGGAGGAGGACGAGAUAGAGGGGAACCUGCUGCUCCCCGAGGGUUUUCCAGCUGAGAGACAGUGGGCCCGGUACUACGUGAAGAUCCAUCGGGCCGAGGGUCUGCCCAAGAUGAACACCAAGAUCAUGGCCAACGUCAAGAAGGCCCUCAGCGGGGAGAGCCGAGAUCUGGUGGACCCCUACGUGCAAGUGCAAUUCGCCGGGCUAAAAGGGAAAACCUCAGUGCAGAAGAGCAGCUACGAGCCCAUCUGGAACGAGCAGGUGGUGUUCACGGAGCUGUUCCCUCCUCUCUGCAAACGCAUCAAGGUCCAGAUCCGCGACUCGGACAAGGUCAACAACGUCGCCAUAGGAACGCACUUCAUCGACCUGCGCAAGAUCUCCAACGACGGCGACAAAGGUUUCCUCCCCACGCUGGGCCCGGCCUGGGUGAACAUGUACGGCUCCACGCGUCAGUACAGCCUGAUAGACGAGCACCAGGACCUGAACGAGGGUCUGGGGGAGGGCGUGUCCUUCAGAGCGCGCCUGCUGCUGUCUGUGGCCGUGGAGAUCCUGGACACCACCUCCCCAGAGCUCACCUGCUCCACCGAGGUCCAGAGCGAGCCCAUCUCCAACAUAUCCGAGAGCGCCACAGGAAAAGUGGAGGAGUUUUUCCUCUUCGGUUCGUUCCUCGAGGCCACAAUGAUCGACCGCAAAAUUGGAGACAAACCGAUAAGCUUCGAAAUCACAAUAGGUAACUAUGGAAACCAGAUAGACGGCGUCAGCACUCGCCCGUCGUCCAAGAAGAAGAAAAAGGACGGAGAGAGCGAGGAGGAGGAGAACGAGCUGAUCCAGAACUCCAGCGAGGAAGAGGGCGAGGAGGAGAGGGACCUGACCUCAGUGUCCACCACUCCGUCCAUGAGACCGGUCAUAACGGACAGAAACUACUUCCACCUGCCGUACUUUGAGAAGAAGCCCUGUGUGUACAUCAAGAGCUGGUGGCAGGACCAGAGACGCAGACUCUACAACUCCAACAUGAUGGACAAGAUCGCAGACAAACUGGAGGAGGGUUUGAACGACGUGCAGGAGAUCAUUAAGACGGAGAAGGCCUUUCCUGAGCGCAGACUGCGGGGGGUGCUGGAGGAGCUCAGCGUGGGCUGCAGCCGAUUUGUGACUCUGGCCAAUAAGGACGUUAACCAAGCGGGGAGGACCAAGCUGGACCGGGAGCGUCUGAAAACCUGCAUGAGGGAGAUGGACAGCAUGGGGCAGCAGGCCAAGCAGAUCCGCACACAAGUGAAGAAGAACAGCGUCAAAGACAAACUCAAACUGGUCCAGAACUUCCUCCAGAGACUGCGCUUCCUGGCAGACGAGCCUCAGCACAGUGUUCCAGAUGUGUUUGUGUGGAUGAUGAGUAACAACAAGAGGAUCGCGUACGCCCGGGUUCCCUCCAAAGACCUGCUCUACUCCAUCGUGGACGAGGAGACGGGCAAAGACUGCGGCAAAGUCAAGGCUGUGUUUCUCAAACUGCCCGGUAAGAAGGGCUUUGGUCCGGCCGGGUGGACAGUGCAGGCCAAGCUGGAGCUGUACCUGUGGCUGGGUCUGAACAAGCAGAAGAAGGACUUCCUGAGCGGGCUGCCCAACGGCUUCGAGGAGGUCAAGGCCUCAAAGAGCAGCCUGCAGUCUGUACCGCCUGUCACCCUCGUCUACAACAUGAAGCAGGUGUUCCAGCUCAGGGCCCACAUGUACCAGGCCCGCAGCCUCUUCGCAGCAGACAACAGCGGGCUGUCCGACCCCUUCGCCAGAGUCUUCUUCUCCACACACAGCCAAGUCACAGAGAUCCUGAACGAGACCCUGUGCCCCACCUGGGACCAGCUGUUGGUGUUUGACGAUGUGGAGCUGUUUGGAGAGGCCAGCGAGCUCAGGGACGACCCGCCCAUCAUCGUCAUCGAAUUCUACGACCAGGACACGGUGGGCAAGGCGGAGUUCAUAGGUCGCACCUUCGCCAAGCCGACCAUAAAGAUGUGUGACGAGCACUACGGGCCCCCGAGGUUCCCCCCGCAGCUCGAGUACUACCAGAUCUACAGGGGCCACUGCACGGCCGGGGAGCUGCUCGCCGCCUUCGAACUGCUGCAGAUCGGUCAGGGCGGACGAGCAGAACUUCCUCCGAUUGAAACCAGCACAGACUCUGAGCGUGGGCCCAUAGUCCCCGUGCCCCUGGGGAUCAGACCUGUGCUCAGCCGCUACCGCAUAGAGGUCUUGUUCUGGGGCCUGAGGGACUUGAAGAGGAUAAAUCUGGCUCAGGUAGAUCGCCCCCGUGUGGACAUAGAGUGUGCGGGACGAGGGGUGCAGUCGGCGCUCAUUCAGAACUAUAAGAAAAACCCAAACUUCAGCACUCUGGUCAAAUGGUUCGAGGUGGACCUGCCGGAGAACGAGCUGCUGCACCCUCCCCUGAACAUCCGUGUGGUGGACUGCAGGGCGUUCGGGCGGUACAUCCUGGUGGGCUCCCACGCCGUCACCAGCCUCAGACGCUUCAUCUACAGCGCCCCGGACAAGAGCUCCAACCACUGGGCCACUGCAGGUGACGUCAUCCUCAACAUGGACGACAGCAGCGUGCGCAAGAUGGACACCAUAGUCAGACUGGACGCUAUGUCUGACGCUGUAGUCAAAGUGGACAUGCAGAAUGAAGAGGAGAGCAAAGACAAAAAGAAGAAGAAGAAAAAGAAGGGUGUGGCUGAGGAGGAGGAGGAGCCAGACGAGAGUGUGCUGGACUGGUGGUCCAAGUACUUCGCCUCCAUAGAGACACUCAAGGAGAAACUGAAGGCUCAGGAGGCGGCCCAGGCCGAGGCGGAGGAGAGAGAAGAUCUGGAGAUUCUGGUGGAGACUGGAGAGCUCAAACCAGACGACCCUCUCCUCAAAGGGCCCAGGCUCAAGGACAAGAGCAGAGACAAGAGGCUCACCAAGGACAAGAAGAAAGGCAAGGAGGGAGCGGACGGAGCGGAGAAGAGACCGGUCAAACUCAGAGUGGACGAGCUCAUGGUGUAUAACAAAGAGCUGGAGUCAGAGUACGGGGACUUCGAGGACUGGCUGCACACGUUCAACCUGUACAGAGGGAAGGCCGGUGAUGACGACGAGCACUCGCAGGACGAAGACAGGAUCGUCGGCAGGUUCAAGGGUUCUUUGUGCAUGUACAAGCUCCCCCUGUCAGAAGAAAUCACCAGAGAGGCAGGAUACGACCCAAAUAUGGGCAUGUUCCAGAGCAUCCCCCACAACGACCCGAUCAAAGUGCUGGUUAGAGUCUACGUGGUCCGGGCGACAGACCUCCACCCCGCUGAUAUCAACGGGAAGGCCGAUCCAUACGUGGUGAUCAAACUGGGCAAGUCCGAAAUCAAAGACAAGGAGAACUACAUCUCCAAACAACUCAACCCUGUUUUUGGCAAGUCCUUCGACAUAGAGGCCACGUUCCCGAUGGAGUCCAUGCUGACCGUGUCUGUGUACGACUGGGACCUGGUGGGCACAGACGACCUCAUCGGGGAGACCAAGAUCGACCUGGAGAACCGCUUCUACAGCAAAUACAGAGCCACCUGCGGCAUCUCCUCACACUACUCACUUCAUGGUUACAACAUCUGGCGGGACCCGAUGAAGCCGAGUCAGAUCCUGGCGCGGCUGUGUAAAGAGGGGAAGAUGGAGCCUCCUCAGUACGGCCCGGGCGGCACGGUGCAGGUGGGGGGGCGAGUGUUCCAGGCGCCCACCGAGAUCGAGGACGAGAACGGUUUGAAGAAGCAGACGGAGGAGCACUUGGCCCUGACCGUGUUGAACCACUGGGAGGAGAUCCCCAGAGUCGGCUGUAAACUGGUGCCGGAGCACGUGGAGACCAGAGCUCUACUCAACCCAGACAAACCCGGCAUAGAACAGGGCCGGAUUGAAAUGUGGGUGGACAUGUUCCCCAUGGACUCGCCCGCCCCAGGACCUGCUCUGGACAUAUCGCCACGGAAACCAAAAAGAUAUGAGCUCAGGGUGAUUAUUUGGAAUACAGACGAAGUAAUUCUGGAGGACGAUGAUUUCUUCACUGGGGAAAAGUCCAGUGACAUAUUUGUGCGGGGAUGGCUGAAGGGUCAGCAGGAGGACAAGCAGGACACAGACGUGCACUACCACUCCCUGACAGGAGAGGGCAACUUUAACUGGCGCUUCGUGUUCCCCUUCGAUUACCUCAUGGCCGAAGAGAAGAUCGUCAUCUCCAAGAAGGAGUCCAUGUUCUCCUGGGACGAGACGGAGUACAAGAUCCCCCCCAGACUGACCCUGCAGGUGUGGGAUGCAGACCACUUCUCUGCUGAUGACUUCCUGGGUGCCAUUGAGCUGGACCUGAACCGUUUCCCUCGCGGGGCAAAGACGGCCAAACAGUGCACUCUAGACAUGAUCAGGAAGGAGCAGGAGCUGCCCACCAUCUCCAUCUUCAAACAGAAGAGGGUCAAAGGCUGGUGGCCCUUUGUGGCUCGCGAUGAGAACGACGACAUGGAGCUGACGGGUAAAGUAGAGGCGGAGCUGCACCUGGUGACAGCGGAGGAGGCAGAGAAGAGUCCUGUGGGCCUGGGCCGGAAUGAACCGGAUCCUCUGGAGAAACCAAAUCGCCCGGACACCAGUCUCAUGUGGUUCUUGGGCCCUCUCAAGUCCAUUGGUUACUUCAUCUGGCACAACUACCACUGGCUGAUCCUGAAGGUGCUGGGCGUGGUGCUGCUGCUGCUCAUGCUGGGCCUCUUCCUCUACUCUCUGCCCGGGUACCUGGUCAAGAAGAUGCUGGGGGCCUGA
Molecule: messenger RNA, 6002 nt
Organism: Boleophthalmus pectinirostris (great blue-spotted mudskipper)
Lineage: Eukaryota; Metazoa; Chordata; Actinopteri; Gobiiformes; Gobiidae
Gene: otofa
Product: otoferlin a
Biological process (GO): plasma membrane organization; synaptic vesicle priming
Cellular component (GO): presynaptic active zone membrane; synaptic vesicle membrane
Molecular function (GO): calcium ion binding; AP-2 adaptor complex binding
Source: RefSeq, a predicted model, not a curated record